UAUUACCUGGUCAAGUGGAUCACCUGGAAGGGCAAGAAGACGCCCAUUAUCACGCAGAGCGACAACGGACCCUGCCCUCUGCUGGCCAUCAUGAACAUCCUCUUCCUGCGCUGGAAGGCAAAGCUUCCCGCUCAGACUGAAGUUGUCACCACAGAGGAACUGAUGACUCACUUGGGCGAGUGUGUGCUGUCGGUGACGCCGAGAGAAAAGACGACCGGGAUGCAGCUCAACUUCCAACAAAACAUGAGCGACGCCAUGGCGGUGUUGCCCAAACUUUCGACGGGCCUCGACGUCAACGUCCGCUUCACGGGCGUCACGGACUUCGAGUACACGCCCGAGUGCAUCGUUUUCGACCUGCUGGACAUUCCGCUCUACCACGGCUGGCUGGUGGACCCCCAGAGUCCGGAGAUGGUGGCCGCCGUGGGGAAACUCAGUUACAACCAGCUGGUGGAGAAGAUCAUCGAAUACAAACACUCGACCGAUAGCGUUCAAGUCAGCGAAGGUCUGGCGGCGGAGCACUUCCUGGAGACGACGGCCACUCAGCUGUCCUAUCACGGUCUCUGCGAGCUCAACGCAGCGGCCAAAGAAGGAGAAACUUGCGUCUUCUUCCGGAACAAUCACUUCAAUACCAUGAUCAAACACAAGGGCCACCUGUACCUGCUGGUGACGGACCAGGGCUUCCUGUGCGAAGACGGUCUGGUGUGGGAGUCCCUGCACAACGUGGAAGGAGACGGAAACUUCUGCGACUCCAACUUUCGCCUGUGCCACCCUCCUCAGAGGCUGGCGGCGGCUUCCGGAGGCCUCUCGCCGCCCGGCGACCAAAAACAGCGGCGCCAGAUCGACCAGGACUACCUGGUGGCGGUCUCCUUGCAGCGGGAGAAUGGCAGAGAGCCCGCCGGGAACCUCAGCGACCUGGAGUUGGCUCGACAGCUGCAACAGGAAGAGUACCAACAACAGCAACAGGGGCCGCAGCAGGCAACCGCGCAGGUCAGAGGUCAAGGCUCGCAGCAGAGCACAGCCAGGAGAAGAGAAAAAGACUCCGACUGCGUCAUCCUUUAA
Messenger RNA from Nerophis lumbriciformis (worm pipefish), 1059 nucleotides. The record is from RefSeq and is a predicted model, not a curated record. Lineage: Eukaryota; Metazoa; Chordata; Actinopteri; Syngnathiformes; Syngnathidae.